UUUCUCGCUGUGACGGUCGCUCCUUCCUCUUUGUCGAUUGUCCGCAACUGCAACCGCAUCCAUCGAAUUUGUUCUUUGUCCACGGCCAUCCCUCUACUGCUUCUCCCUUCCACCAUAGCAAACUUCGACACAAAGACAAUCGACAUGCCGCGAUCAAUAUCAUCGUCGCACUCGCGCACGGCGACCAAUUCAUCAUCCCAGCACGGCUCAAGUUACUCAUCCACCAAGCCUCCCUCGGUGCGCAGUGCGACUGGUUCCUUUUCGACAAUCAACAGCGGACCCUUCAUACACGCCGACGAUCUCGACACAACAAUUCAGUGGAUACCAUCCUACUAUCUAGACGAUGUGCCGCCACAGCAGUCUCCAGUCGGCUCACCUAGGCGCAAUGCGCUGGUUCCGGACACGCCAACCUCAUCUGUUCUCUCGUCGGCCUUCUCAUCCAAGGUCAGUCUACUGCCUCAUGGAUUGAUGCACUUGAUUCGCACAUCCGAGCUUGAGAGGCCCACAAAGGAAAUGUUCCUAGCUACGGUCCGCAUGAUGGUGUACAUCUCCCAUCAGCUGUUCCCACCAUCACACAUACUCCGAAAAGAUGUGGCACACGAUAUUGAGAACAUCGCCCAAGACAUCUGUGAGUUCUUGGAUCUGGUCCAAGACAAGCUCCAAGAAAGACUUGAUGCUGCAAACUCAGCAAAUGCUAAGCUUCCCGACAACGAGUUGCAGGAUGAGGUUCCGCUGGAAGAGGUCAUCAAAUGGGUCGACAUUAUCGAGUCAGUUAUGUACUCGCAGUUGGUCCACACAUUAAGCUGACGUUCGACUAGUGGAUUGCACAGACCGACGCACAUCGAGGCAAAGAUCUUCCGCCGCAUUGCUACCCUGUACGAUGAGUUCGUCUACAUGCCGUUUUUGCAACUGCAUCGCCAAGAGCCAGAACACAACAUGUUCGCCCUCCUCGACACCUUCCUGGAUGCUAUCUUCAUCCGCCUGCGUGCCAUCACGUCUGAU
Molecule: messenger RNA, 1002 nt
Organism: Aureobasidium pullulans EXF-150
Lineage: Eukaryota; Fungi; Ascomycota; Dothideomycetes; Dothideales; Saccotheciaceae
Exons: 1
Coding region: 145-807 (220 amino acids)
Source: RefSeq, a predicted model, not a curated record